CUGAGGGAGGAGACCAUGAAAAGAUGCAUCAGAUCGGUGAUGAGUGUGCCCCCUGAGGAAGGCCAAAUCCUCUCUAUGCUGCUCAAGGUUAUAAAUGCAAGGAAAACUAUAGAGAUUGGGGUUUUCACCGGCUACUCCCUUCUCUCUACGGCUUUGGCAUUGCCAAAUGAUGGCAAGAUAACUGCUAUAGAUGUUGAUAGGUCAAACUACAAGAUUGGUCUGCCGUUUAUACAGAAGGCUGGUGUUGAGGGUAAGAUCAAGUUCAUUGAAUCAGAAGCUCUUCCAGUUCUCGACAAAUUCGUUCAAGAGAUGAAUGAAGAUGAAAUGUUUGAUUUUGCAUUUGUGGAUGCUGACAAAGAGAACUACAGCAAUUAUCAUGAAAGGUUGCUCAAGAUUGUCAAAAUUGGUGGCCUGAUACUGUAUGACAACACCCUCUGGUUCGGCAGCGUUGCGACGCCAAUGAAUCCAGAUAUGCCCAAAUAUUUCAACGAGGACCGCGAGAGCAUUAUAAAGUUCAACAAAGAACUAGCUGCCGAUCCAAGGAUCGAAUUGUGUCAGGUUUGCAUUGGCGAUGGACUCACCAUUUGUAGGCGGGUUGCUUGA
Molecule: messenger RNA, 603 nt
Organism: Dendrobium catenatum
Lineage: Eukaryota; Viridiplantae; Streptophyta; Magnoliopsida; Asparagales; Orchidaceae
Product: norbelladine 4'-O-methyltransferase-like
Exons: 4
Coding region: 16-603 (195 amino acids)
Molecular function (GO): S-adenosylmethionine-dependent methyltransferase activity; O-methyltransferase activity
Source: RefSeq, a predicted model, not a curated record